CCUGUUUGCUCCAGAAAAGAUUCAGUAAACGGGCUGAAACGUCAACAUGCUGGACCUACAGUGAAGUUUUCGGAGUCUCUGUUGGUGUAAUCAAAUUUCGCGAAACACAUUUUGCAAUAUUACUGUGUUCUAUUCAAAUGGUAAAUAAACCUCUUUUACAGCCAGUGGGUGAGUCUGCUUUCAGAAGUCAGCGCACGAGACAGAUAAUAAGCGUCAUCUUCUGUCCAGCACCUUCACGUGAUGUUCUGGUAAACAGGAACCCGACCUGCUCACAGAUCCACUGAGCUGUUCCGAGAAAAGGGGUCAAGACUAAAUAUAACAUUAGUUCUGCUGAGGAAAGAUGUCUCGUGAAGCUCACUCACUGCUGCCUCUGUGACAGCACACACUGCAUUUGUCAGCCUAUCAGACAUUUCCAUUUAUUUCGCUUUAAAUGAAAGACUUAUUCGUGAUAUCAGUUUUCAAAGCGACGUUCAAUUCUGCUAUCUUCGCAAGCUGACGUCUUGUUUGUUUAGUUUGAAGUCUGUUUACAUGCGCGAUUGUUUGUAAACUCGGAGCUAAACACGGUGACGUGACGGACACCGGACAGCUGGACGAAGAGCGCAUGAUGGAGUUUGCGGUCCGACAAAGUCUUCAGGAGGUCUGCGCGUCUGGGCAUCAGAGAGCAGACACCUCUGGAACAGCCAGUGACGAAAAUCUACAGAUUUUAGCUGCGAUCGACCGAGGUGACGUGUCUGCUCUGCGAGCACUGUGUGCACACGCCAGCGCGUUUGAGGUGGCUGACCCCGCGGGACGGUUCCCGUUUCACCGAGCCGCCGUGCAACCGGACGCACGACUCCUGGACGCGGUGCUUUUGGCUUCCCACGAGCUGAGCAUGGAGGAGGUGACGGGGGAGGGUGAAACCGCGCUCACCCUGGCCGCUCACGCGGGCUGCGCGAGGAAUGUGGAAGUGCUCGUGCGUCACGGAGCUUCUCCGUACAACACGAACAGAAUGAGCGAGUCUCCUUUGCUGCUAGCGGUCAGGGCGGGCUCCUAUGACACGGUGCUCGCGCUGAUCCUGGGCGGAGCCUUCGUCGAACAGGUGUGCAGAGCUAAGUGGACGGCCACUCACGAGGCCGCCCGGGCGGGCUGCGCCGACAUCAUGAUGCUACUCCUACGUCACGGCGGGAAGGUGGAGGCUCGAGACGUGCACGGCGUCACGCCGCUCGGCAUCGCUGCCGAGUUCGGCCACGCGGACGUCCUGGAGAUCCUCAUUGAGCACGGGGGCGACGUCAACGCGCAGGCCACCAACGGAGACACUGUGUUGUAUGACGCCGCAGGUUCGGGAAACCUGGACUGCGUUGAGCUGCUCCUCCAGCGCGGCGCCAGUCCUAACGUGGCCAGUCUGGCCUUCCAGCUGCCCAUCCACCGGGCUGCGUACCAAGGCCACUACCUGGUUCUGAAGACACUCAUCCCCCUCACCACUAAGCGGGCCAUCCGCUUGUCUGGGAUGAGUCCAGUCCACUCCGCAGCAGACGGGGGUCACGCAUCCUGUCUGGAGCUGCUCAUCCAGAAGGGAUUUGACGUCAACUCACCCCUUGGCGCACACAUCUCUGACAACUAUGAUGACAUGAGGAAGACCGCGCUGUUCUUCACCGUUUCCAACGGCGACGUGACCUGCACCCAGCAGCUCCUGGAGGCCGGCGCUGGGCCUGACCUGGACCCACUGCGCUGCCUCCUGGUGGCCGUGCGGGCGGGGCACUACGAGCUUGUUCGGCUGCUGCUGGCAUAUGGUGCCAACGUUAACUGUUUCUUCACUGUGGUCAGUGACACAAUGUUCCCCACAGCACUGCAGUACUGCCUGAAAGAUCAGUCCAUGCUGCGGAUGCUCCUUAGCAAUGGUUACCAUGGAGACAGCUGCUUCCAGUGCUAUCAUGACCAGCAUUACACGGGACAUGUCUGGGGACAGAACUUCUCAAUACAGGACACAGACAACUGCUCCAGUAAGGUGAUGUUUUGCGAUUUCAUCUGCGUGUUCUGGCUGAGACACAUGGCGGGACCCGUGGUGCGCACCAUCAUGGACUACGUCAGACAUGUGCCCAUCUGCUCCAAACUCACCAAGAUCUUAGAAAGGCAGAAAGAGUGGCCUGAGAUCUGUCACAUCCUCUGUAACCCACGAUCGCUGCAGCACCUGUGCAGGCUGGUCAUCAGGGAGAAGAUGACCCUGCAGAGACUCAACAGCCCUCAGGUCAUGAACACGGUUCCCUUUCCACCCGCCCUGAAGAAUUACCUCACCUACAAGGAGCUGGACAUGUACGACAGUGUGACAGAGGCGUGAUAGGGACAGAACAUGUGGGUUUACUACUGUAUAGUUAACACUUGUUUUCACGUUAUCUUAUUUAACUGAAACUGUUGUAUUUUCUAGCAGGACAGAUGUUAUGUAAUAUAAGUUGCUAUUGAUUUAAAAAUUUGAUGAGAAUAUUAGUGGAGUUUCAAGGGCCAGUUGGACUGAUAGACUUGUGUUAUUUUAUUUAUGUACAGUGUUAAAUAAACCAUUUAAACUGGGUGUCAAACA
Electrophorus electricus (electric eel) is the source of this 2551-nucleotide messenger RNA. It is a transcript of the gene asb15b, whose product is annotated as ankyrin repeat and SOCS box containing 15b. NCBI's taxonomy places the organism in Eukaryota, Metazoa, Chordata, Actinopteri, Gymnotiformes, Gymnotidae. The record is from RefSeq and is a predicted model, not a curated record. Gene Ontology annotation, biological process: intracellular signal transduction. Gene Ontology annotation, molecular function: protein binding. Gene Ontology annotation, cellular component: cytoplasm.